AUGGACUGCGGAACCGCCACUCCGAUCUGUAUGUUUUCAGCAAUUGGGUCAUUUGAGAAAUUUUAGGUGAUUUUGCAGCGAUCGUGCCAAAUCCGGCAUUCCAGAGCGCCACGGAACGCAUCCGUGACGCGCCGCGCAUGGAAUUCCUGAAGAAGGUCGAGGCGCUCGCCCUGAAGAAAGCCAUCAACACUUUCGAAGGACUUCUUCUCGUCAAAGAAGAGGUUGAGAAGGAGAUGAAGAUUGGCGGAGAGAAGCGCAGUGCUCCGGAAAUGAAGAAGGAGGAGGUGGAGAACGGGCAGCCACCGAAAAAGGCAAAGAAGGAGACAAAGGUAUGGGAAAGCGAGAGUUUGAAGUUCUCAUGGCAUUUUAAUUUGAAUUCGGAGAACUUUGGUUUUUUUUUGUAGCCGUCGGUGGACUCGUUCCCCCGUCUCGUCCGCCGCAAUGCUCGUCGCGGAUUUGGAGCGGCCAACGGUCAGACUUGGACUGAGGAAGGUACGUACCCCGGUGCCAGCUUCAGCCUUACCCAAUGUUUCUAGUGCUCAUCAUCUGA
This is a messenger RNA of Caenorhabditis sp. 36 PRJEB53466, 550 nucleotides long. The record is from the annotation of a GenBank genome assembly. Lineage: Eukaryota; Metazoa; Nematoda; Chromadorea; Rhabditida; Rhabditidae.